CAGCGGGGCCGGCGCCCCGGCGGCAGCGCAGCACAGGCCGGGCCGGGGCGGAGCCUGGCGGCCGCCUCCGCCGCUCCCUGCCGCGGCUGACGUGGCCCGGGCGCGGGGCGGAUAUGGCGGACGGCAGCAGGCAGAGCAGGCUGGCGGCGGCCAAGAAGAAGCUGAAGGAAUAUCAGCAGAAGAAUAACCCUGGAGCAACUGCAGGAACAAAGAAAAAACGCAAAACUAAAGAAGGCAGUAGACCUGAGACUCCCACCAACGAUCAGCAGCCUCCAGAGAAUAUUCAGAACAUUCUGAAGGUGCUGGUGUCAGACCUUAACCGCUCCAAUGGGGUAGCCAUACCCUCAUUGGACAAGAGGAAGGCGUACUUUGACACUGAUGUUGCCGCUCGUAAUGCCGAACCGCUUGCUACCGAUGUCCCUGUGCUGUCUAACAGCAACAGCCUACCUAGUUGUGGUUCUGUUCUGCCUGCUCCUGAAAGCAUGCAGCUGACACAGAUUCAUGUAGCUGAGGAUCAUAAAAAUGCUUCGGAUGAGGACAAGUCUCUCUCGUCCACAGAAAGUCUCCGCCAGUUGUCUGAACAACUCAAUGGUCUGGUUUCUCAGUCUACAUCAUAUGUGAAUGGGGAGACUGCUGUUUCUUCCACCAAUAUUAAGGAAAUGGAAACACGUUACCAGGAGCUGGCAGUAGCCCUGGAUUCCAGCAAUCUAACUAACAAACAGCUCGUUACAAAGAUAGAGGAAUUGAAGCAGCAGAACCAAGAAGCCAUGAAUCAGCUGGAGAAGGAAAAGAAGGAGUUUGAACAGAAAUUCUCUAAAGAGCAAGCAGCACUGAGGGAGCAGCUGCAGGUUCACAUUCAGACUAUUGGAAUUCUGGUUUCUGAGAAGUCUGAGUUGCAGACAGCCCUUGGACAUACUCAGCAGGCUGUACGGCAGAAGUCAGGAGAAGCUGAAAACCUUGCUGCUCGUUUACAUUCCUCUCGCCAGAGGGUAUCGGAGCUCGAGCGCACUUUGUCCUCCAUCUCUAUGCAGCAAAAACAGUCAGAGAAGCAUAAUAAAGAGCUAACGAAAGAGCGAGACAACCUGAAACUGGAACUGUACAAGCGAAGCAAAAGCAGUGAGGAAAUCAAGCAGCAGAAUUCAGAGCUGUCGGAAAAAGUUCACUCCCUGGUUUCCCAGAACUCAGCCAUGAAGUUGGAUAUGGAAGAUUUGCAUAAGAAACUGGAAAUGGCUGACCUGAUGAUUCAGCAGUUCUCAGAUCAGACAGGGAGUCUGGAUGCAAACCAGCAGUUACAGAUGGCAUUGGAGGAGAAGGCAAGUCUGGAAACCCAGGUUGCUCAGCUCUCUGAGUCCCUUCACAAGCUCCAGGCAGAAAGAGAUCAGUAUGUAGAGAAACUGAAGGAGGAGGGGAGCAUUUGGCAGCAGCGGGUACAGCAACUCUCUGAGCAGGUCCACACAAUGUCAGAGGAGAAGGAGAAGCACGUGGCCCAAAUUCGGGAGCUGGAAGCCAAUGUUACAGAGCUGCUGAGCAAAUCAGCAGUUAAGCCCAUGGAUAUUGAGCCUUCCCCAGCAGCAGGGCCCACAGCACCUGUGCUGGGUCUGCAGGAGGAGAUCCAGCGACUGCAGCAAGAGAAGGAGGAAUUGCAUGAGCAGUACCAGGCCCAGGUCCGGGACAACGAGCAGCUGAGCCAUCUCAACCAGGAGCAGGAGGAGCGGCUGCUGGAGCUGGAGAAGGCUGUGCAGCACUACAGGGAGGAGUCUGUGGACAGACAGCAAAUUCUGGAGGACAUGCAAAGUGACAAGGCCACCAUCAGUAGGGCUCUGAGCCAAAACCGGGAGCUGAAGGAGCAGCUGGCUGAGCUGCAGAAUGGGUUUGUCAGACUGACAAAUGAAAACAUGGAGGUUACAAGUGCCCUGCAGUCAGAGCAACAUGUAAAGAAGGAGCUGGCCAAGAAGCUUGGGCAGCUGCAGGAGAAGCUGGGGGAGCUCAAGGAGGCGCUGGAACUGAAAGCACAGGAGGCUCGGGGUCUGCAGGAGCAGCGGGACCAGUACUACAGCCACCUCCAGCAGUACACCAUGGCCUACCAGCAGCUGUCUGCUGAGAAGGAGGAGCUGCACAAACAGUACCUGCUCCAGACACAGCUCAUGGAUCGGCUACAGCAUGAGGAGGUUCAGGGGAAGGUGACAGUGGAAAUGCACCUGAAAGAGCUGCAGCAGACCAAGGAAAGUCUGGAAGCUGUAGCUAAGGAAAACAAAGAGCUGCAGGCCCAGAUCAGUCAGUUAGCAGCAGACCUGGAUGGCAGGAUUGUGCGUCGACUAGAGGGAGAUGGAGUCGAGAGUGAAGCAAUGACCGAAGAAAUCCAAAAAUCUUCCUAUGUGAUACCAGAGAGGUUUGAAAGCCAUGAAGAAGUGGUCACUUUCUUGACAUCUGCUGUGUCCCAAGUGGAGAAGGAGCGAGAAGACCUGAGGCAGCAGCUGGCUAGUCAGAAACAGCAGUGCAGAAGCCUGCUGCAGCAAAUAGCAGCUCUUAGGCAGGAGCAGCAACAUAACCUCAUGCUGGGUGGAGGUCCUACUGUGGAUACUGUUCCAGUGGAGGUUCACGAAGCUUUAAAAACUGCCAUGGAGAAAUUACAGUCACGCUUCAUGGAGCUGAUGCGAGAGAAGGUGGAUCUGAGGGAGCGUCUGGAGGAGCUGGAGCACCGCUGCAUCCAGCUGUCCGGGGAGACAGACACCAUUGGGGAGUACAUUGCCCUGUACCAGAGCCAGAGGGCCAUCCUCAAGCAGCGGCACCAGGAGAAAGAGGAGUACAUCAGCAGACUGGCUCAGGAUAAGGAAGAGAUGAAGAUGAAGCUGCUGGAGCUGCAGGAACUGGUGAUGCGCCUGGUCAGGGAGAGGAACGAGUGGUACAGCAAGUACCUGGCAGCUGCUGGAGGCCCAGAGCCACCAGCGAGCCUGAGCGAGGGUGCACUGCCUGCGGAGCGGCACAGGGAGCUGAGUGCCACCCACAGCCAAGGGCUACGGGAAGUGAGUUUGUCAGAUGAAGCAGAGCAAGAGGCUGCUGUUCUUCACCAGCCCAGUGUCUCCCCUGUUGACAGUAAAGCUGCUCAGCCAGGCCAGGAGGACCCCACAGCAAAGCAAAUAAUGCAGCUUCUCAGAGAAAUCCAGAACCCUCAGGAGAGGCUGGGCUCCCUGCUGGAAAACCCCUGCAUUCCCUUCUUCUACCGUGCCGAUGAGAACGAUGAGGUUAAAAUCAUGGUAGUUUAAGUGGCAUUAAAUCUCAUUUACAGCCAUUUUCUGUGAGCCUGAGAGGACUGAACUAACUUGUACGUGCCCAUACCUCUGCUCAGAGCCCCUGGCAAAACAGGUUCUUAAAGUCAUCAGGACAGAGGGAUUGCAUCAGCCAGAACUCGCACGUCAGACCUCAUCAUCUUCCCUGUCUCUUUCUUCUGUUACUUGGUGUGCUUGGAGUACAGGCAGACUCAGACUAAUCCCUGGGAGGCAGUGGGUGCUGGCACUUCACCUGGUCUGGGGGCAGGCCAGAGGAAGGGGAUUCCAUGACUUUGGGCACAACAACUUAAUUCCUUAUCCCAGACUCUGGUGCCAGCAGCUAGCUUCACUGCAGUGCCUGAGCAAUUGUUCUGAUCCAUCAAACAGCCUAGUUCCUUCUAGGGAUCCCAAAGUAACUUACUCUGGUAAGAAACUUUUUGGACUCUGGACAGGUUGGGUGUGGUUCAUGCUAUGUAAAACUUCCCAUGUUCCUCUGCAGCCUGCCUCUUGCACCUGUAUCUGAAACCAGCCUUGGACACCCCAGAGAGGGGCUGCUGGCGGCUGGGCGGCACUACAGCCCCUUUAGUGUCAUUGCAGGGGGAAGGGACCCAGGGUGGCCUUUUGAGUCUUUUUUGGUUACUUGACAAAGCUUUAUGUGAUUCUUGGGAGUGGGAUGGAAAUGUAACUGCACUUUGAAGGAUGAUGUGUUUCACCUGUAUGUGUCUGAAGGUUUUAUUUAUUUAAAAAAUGGGAAUAAUAAGUAAAAGGAAACCACUUAAUAAACAUGUUUUGUUUGGAAUUUCUGGACUUCAGGGGUUCUAGCGCUCCAUCACUUACUGCUCCUCUUCUCCCAUUUUGGUGAGGAGUGCAUUAGAUGGGUGGCCAAGGUCCUGUGCCCCUGUUUACAUUCCUGGGACACAGCAGCAGUAGAGGCAUUGCCUAAUUCUAAGAAGAAAACAAACUAUGGUGGUAGGAGUAGGUCCCCUGAAGCACCAACAAAGCAAAUCCCAUGGGUGAGCAGGUGCUGAAGUGAUUGCAUAUGGAGAAUCUGCCAGAAAAACCUGCUUCUCAGGCAAGAAUUGCUUGUUCCUAGGCCUGCUGGUUUCAGCAAUGGAGGCCUAAGGGCCCUGGCACAGCUGUGUGCCCCAAAGACAGGAACCUGUGCCUGGAGAAGCACAGCCCCUGCUGUGCCACCCUGUCCAGAUAACAGAGCUGCAGGCACAGGAAGACACCAAUUUCUGUGUUUGUCAGCAAGAAACAGCGAGACUCCGUUUCUUCCGUGUCCAGGUUGGUCAGGCUUACAGCAGCACAGUAGAGAGCUUUCUUUUCAGCCAGAAGCAGAUUGUGAGUUGUUCUGUUUGGGGUUUUCCAAUGGUUCAUCUGGAGGUUUCCCCAUACAGCAGAAAAAGCCUGUGCAGAACAAUUCCUGUGAGCCCACCUGGGGCAAUGGAAGCUGGUUUAUAAACUCUGGUGCUAAACAGUGUUGGCUGUUGCUGAUGGAACACAGGUGAGAGGCUCUGGGCUGCUGCAGGCAGUGUGCCUCUGUAAGAUGCUGUACUGCCCUCAAGAGAGGCUGAGCGUCUCUCAGGCUGUUCAUAAAUC
Messenger RNA from Dryobates pubescens (Downy woodpecker), 4868 nucleotides. RefSeq names its product golgin A2 (gene GOLGA2). NCBI's taxonomy places the organism in Eukaryota, Metazoa, Chordata, Aves, Piciformes, Picidae. Bases 114 to 3263 code for a protein of 1049 amino acids. Gene Ontology annotation, cellular component: cis-Golgi network; Golgi cis cisterna; Golgi cisterna membrane. The record is from RefSeq and is a predicted model, not a curated record. The transcript is spliced from 28 exons. Gene Ontology annotation, molecular function: protein binding. Gene Ontology annotation, biological process: Golgi organization.